Molecule: messenger RNA, 534 nt
Organism: Stylonychia lemnae
Lineage: Eukaryota; Ciliophora; Spirotrichea; Sporadotrichida; Oxytrichidae
Source: the annotation of a GenBank genome assembly
AUGCCAACUAACUAUCUCAUCAAUACAACAGCUCCAAUGUUUAUUUAACCUAUAGAAGAUUAGACAAUUGUAGAAGGCUAGCUACUUAAGAUGGUUUUUCCAAAAAUAGUAAAUAAAAAUCCUUUUGAUUUUCAGUUAAAGCUCGGGAAAAUAUCUGUUUUCACUAAGUUUACCGAAAGUUUUAUGGAGUUUUAACCUGAGGAGGGUUUCAUUGGUUUAUAUGAAGUAUCUGUUAAAUUAAUAGACUAAUGGAAUAAGAAAAUGUUUAACCAAUAUUCCUUUAAAAUUAGCGUUAUCCCAAAACAAGUUCUUAAUAUCACCGAAGUUGAGAGAAUCAAAUCAAUAAAGCAAAAGGCAAAUGGAAUUUUAAAGGCAAGAAUUAGAAAGAUAUCAAAUAAUGGGAUAGUAUCUAUAGUCUUCAACAAAAAGGUUAUCGUUUACUCAAAUUUUGACUAGUACUUGAAUGAAUCUCUAGAGGUACUCUAAAGAUAUAAACUCAAGAAUAGGAAAUCAAAGUUAACUAUCGAGUAAUGA